CCAUUUGACUGACUAAUAUUUGCCUUUGACUAUUAAAGCCACCACAAUUGACGCUGUAACUAUUCAUGAAUCCUCAGAUUCUGUCACUGCAACUGUGUAAGCAAUUUUUUUUCUGUUCUCCCAGGUUUCAUCUUGAAAGGCAUUUGAAGGAAAUGAAUGUUGAUUAAGAAAUCAUGGCGAAAGGUGAGAAAGCACGGGAAGAGGCAUUUAAGGCAAUCAGCGCAAUAGGCCAGGGAUUUGACAUCACUCAGGAUUUGCGUCUCGCUUACUGCAAAGGAGGAGAUUCGAACUCACGCCGACUUAUUCAGUUGGACCAUGAACACAGACAGGAUUUUGUUUUACCGGGAGGCCUUGUAAUAUCAAAUGUUUCAAAGUCCAUCAGAUGUGAUAAAGGCGAAAGAAUGCGCUACAGUUCCGACGUCCUGUCAUUCCAGCAGAUGAGUGAGCAUUUUAAUCAGGAGCUUAAGAUACCUGGAAAAAUUCCGUCCGGUUUCUUUAAUGCUGCCUAUGAUUUCACAUCCUCGUGGCAGAAAGAUGCAUCCAGUACAAAGGCUUUGGCGUUUGAUGCUUGGGUUAUUAACCUUUUCAAUGUUGAGUUCACGAAAUCUCAGCCAGUUUUGCUUGAUGAAGUGAAACAAGCAGUCCCGUCUUCUUGGGCGCCAACUGCGUUGGCCAGCUUUAUUGAGCAAUAUGGCACCCAUAUUAUAGUAGGUGUGGAGAUGGGGGGAAAGGAUGCCAUUUAUUUGAAACAGCACCAUGAUUCUAGUGUUCAACCGACUGAGAUUCAAUCUCUAUUAAAACAGAUAGCAGAUGAGAGAUUCUCAGAUACAGAUGAUCGGAGCACUUCAAGUUAUGAAAAAGCACCUCAACAGAACAAGGAUAUCACUAAAAUCUUCAAGAGAAGAGGCGGUUUGGAUACUGUUCAAACACAUAAUGAGUGGCUUAAAACUGUACCUUCUGCUCCUGAUGUGAUAUCUAUGUCUUUUGUUCCAAUAACAUCCCUCUUAAGUGGAGUACGAGGGAGUGGGUUUUUGAGCCAUGCAGUGAAUCUGUACCUACGAUAUAAGCCACCGAUUGAAGAACUGAAUCAAUUUUUGGAGUUCCAAUUGCCUAGACAAUGGGCUCCUGUCUUCAGCGAACUUCCUCUUGGUCCACAAUACAAAGAACGUGGAAGCCCGACACUGCAGUUUAGAUUAUUUGGUCCCAAGCUAUAUGUCAAUACGAUUCCAGUUGACGUAGGGAAGAAACCAGUGACUGGAGUUCGCUUGUAUCUGGAGGGAAAGAAAUGCAAUCGGCUGGCAAUACAUCUGCAGCAUUUGACCGCCUUACCGAAUGCUUUACAGUUGGAUGAUGAUCAUCACAGUGAUGUGGAUGAAAUGAGGGGAGAUCCCAAAUACUACGAAUCGGUACAGUGCAAAAGUUUCUCUAAUAUAUGUACUGCCCCUGUGGAGUGCAAUGAAACACUAAUUGGUGAUCCAGCAUCAAUUGUGACUGCAGCACAACUUGAAGUGAUGAAACAUGGAAUGAAAAAAGUUUUGUUUUUGAAGCUUCGAUUUUCAAGAGUAAUAGGAGCCACUAUUCGUAGAUCUGAAUGGGAUCACUCCCCAAGCACACCCCUAAAAUCUGGCCUUAUCUCUACAUUGAUGACCACACAUUUCACGUCAACACAGCUGGCACCAAAACCUUCACCCGUACUCAUUAAUUCAGCAGUAUUUCCUGAUGGACCACCUGUUCCUGUUCGAUUUCUCAAAUUACUUAAAUUUGUUGAUACAACAGAGAUGACUAAGGGUCCACAAGACAAGCCAGGCUAUUGGGUGGUAACUGGAGCAAAAUUAUGUGUGGAGAGACGUAAAAUAUCAUUGCGGGUAAAGUAUUCACUUAUAACUAUAUCCACCAUACUUUAAAGCUGGGAGAUGGGACAGUGGCUGAGGAAGUGGCUGCAAAUUAUCCCAUCACAAUAUGAUUUAUUCAAAUUUAAAGAUAGGUAUACGGAUUCAUAGCCAGGAAGGUUUAUUAUUUCCAGAUGUUAAUAUUCACGAGGCGUGCUUACAACAGGUUUCAUAAAAUUCAUGUAACACCAAUUCAGGUAACUUAAAGGCUGAAGAAUGUUUUUUUACAUUUGUAUGUAUCAUGCCGUUUUUCGGCUAUAUUCGUGAUCCAUUCCUUAUCAUAAUUGGAUAUUUAAACUUUUCAAGGUUAGAUAACCAAAGGAUCUUCAUAAGAACAUAUCCGACAUUAUAAAAUUAAACUACAUCAUCAGAAAUAAUAAAAUUAAAGAAAAUUAAUGGAAAGAAGCUUGUUAAACACACAUGGCAUGGGAUGAUUUUUUUCUUAAAAUUAAGGCAGU
Molecule: messenger RNA, 2347 nt
Organism: Cryptomeria japonica (Japanese cedar)
Lineage: Eukaryota; Viridiplantae; Streptophyta; Pinopsida; Cupressales; Cupressaceae
Product: MACPF domain-containing protein At4g24290
Exons: 6
Coding region: 174-1904 (576 amino acids)
Biological process (GO): plant-type hypersensitive response; regulation of salicylic acid mediated signaling pathway
Cellular component (GO): plasma membrane
Source: RefSeq, a predicted model, not a curated record